Molecule: messenger RNA, 950 nt
Organism: Trichechus manatus latirostris (Florida manatee)
Lineage: Eukaryota; Metazoa; Chordata; Mammalia; Sirenia; Trichechidae
Product: olfactory receptor 11H6
Exons: 1
Biological process (GO): G protein-coupled receptor signaling pathway
Cellular component (GO): membrane
Molecular function (GO): G protein-coupled receptor activity; olfactory receptor activity
Source: RefSeq, a predicted model, not a curated record
AAUUGCUCUAGCUCUGUGAGUAAAUUCAUUCUCUUAGGCUUCCCUUGUACCUGGGAGAUUCAGAUCCUCCUCUUCUCAUUCUUCUCUGGGACAUAUAUCUUGAUGCUGAUGGGAACAUGUGCAUUAUCUGCAUUGUGAGGUGGGAUCAUCAAUUACAAAUUCCCAUGUACAUCCUCCUGGCCAAUUUUUCCUUCCUGGAGAUCUGGUUUAUAACUUCGAUUAUUACCCCUAAUAUGCUAGCCAACUUUCUCUCUGCAACCAACUCCAUCUCCUUCUCUGGCUGCUUCCUCCAGUUCUACUUCUUCUUCUCCACGGGCACCACUGAGACCUUCUUCUUGUCUGUCAUGGCCUUAGACAGGUACCUUGCCAUCUGCAGGCCCCUGCACUACCCCUCCAUUAUGACAGUCUGACGCUGCAUCAGAAUGGGAGUCUGCUGCUGGUUGUGUGGCUUCUUAUACUUCCUCUUGCCUGUUUACCUAAUCUCUCAGCUCCCGUUUUGUUGUCCCAAUAAAAUUGAUCACUUUCUAUGUGACCCAGGACCCCUUAUGAAGUUGUCCUGUGUGCCAUCUCCUGCCACUGAGGUCAUCAGUGCCAUCUUUAACUCUGUCCUCAUGUUCUCCACCUUCCUCUUCAUUAUCAGCUCCUACACGCUGGUGAUCAGAGCUGUGCUAAGGCUACCCUCAGCAGAAGGCUGGCAUAAGGCUUUCUCCACAAGUGGCACCCACCUGGCCAUGGUAUCCAUGUUCUGUGGCUCCAUCAUGAUUGUAUAUGUGAGCCCAUCAGCAGGCAAUGCAGCUGGGAUCCAGAAAAUUGCGACUAUAUUUUAUUCUGUGUUGACUCCUCUUUUCAACCCCUUGAUGUAUAGUCUCCAGAAUAAGAAGAUGAAGGAGGGCCUGAGAAAAUUAUUCAGAGCUGUGAGAUUUAACCAGAGGCAUGGAAGAAGUAUUUGA